Larimichthys crocea (large yellow croaker) is the source of this 810-nucleotide messenger RNA. RefSeq names its product SPEG neighbor (gene spegnb). Lineage: Eukaryota; Metazoa; Chordata; Actinopteri; Sciaenidae. The record is from RefSeq and is a predicted model, not a curated record. Gene Ontology annotation, molecular function: protein binding. The transcript has 5 exons. Bases 32 to 727 code for a protein of 231 amino acids.
AGUAGAGUGUAGCUUCGACGGGAUCUCCAAGAUGUCCAAGGCGAAGGCUGCACCCCCUCCUGGGUGCACUCUGAACAUCAACGAUCCUCAGGUCCAGGAGGCUGCCAUCCGAAUUCAAGCCUCAUAUCGUGGCCACAGGUCACGUAAAGAGCUGCGGGAGAAAGGCCCUCCCAAGAUCCUGCAGGAGCUCAAAGAUGUGGUUCUUGUUGAGGGCAGCGCUGCAAAGCUCGAGUGCAGAGUUAGUGCGUUCCCAGACCCUUUCAUCGUCUGGUACAAGGAUGGCAAAGAGCUAAAAGAUGGCCCCAAGUACCGCUAUGUUUUUGAAGACCCAGACUUUGUGGCGCUCGUGGUUCGAGAUGGGGUUCUGGCUGAUCUGGGAAAAUACAGUGUUACCAUUAAAAAUCCUUUUGGACAAACAUCAGGAUCUGCCUGUAUUCUAGUGGAAGUCCCUGCUAAAGUCUCUAAAGGUCCAGACAACCUCAAAGCCAAGAGAGGAACAACAGUGAUGCUUAAGGCUGAGAUAAGUGGGGAGCCUCCUCCAGAUGUUGCCUGGCUGAAAGACGGAGAUGACAUUGAAGAAGAUGACAGGGUAUUCUUCGACAUUGGAGACACUAACACGAUCUUGACCAUCAAGAAUGCAAAGUUGUCUGAUGCUGGCAAGUAUGAGGUGUUUGUGGAGAACAAUCUGGGCACAGACCAGUCCUUUGCUCGUGUCGACAUCCUCUGAUGUAAUGUCUCUACUGCAACGCUAAUGUGAUGAUCCUUUGUUCUUAUAAAGUGCAAUCCGACUGACAAUGUACUGUAAUAAUG